Molecule: messenger RNA, 2207 nt
Organism: Talaromyces stipitatus ATCC 10500
Lineage: Eukaryota; Fungi; Ascomycota; Eurotiomycetes; Eurotiales; Trichocomaceae
Product: C6 transcription factor, putative
Exons: 5
Coding region: 143-2122 (659 amino acids)
Biological process (GO): DNA-templated transcription; regulation of DNA-templated transcription
Molecular function (GO): zinc ion binding; DNA-binding transcription factor activity, RNA polymerase II-specific; DNA binding
Source: RefSeq, a predicted model, not a curated record
GAGUCUCUGAGGGGGGAAGACAGUUGUGGAUCAACACCCAACACCAACGAUAGUAUAACGGCCUGGAGAGUUCCCCCAUGGACCUAAUUUUGACGGCGCACCUAUCUCUCCCUUAUGCGUGGUCUCUGGUCAUUGGGGCAGAAUGAUGAAUACCCCAGGAACUGCCAAGCUCGCCUCGAAAUGUGCUACUCCUCGAGCUUGUGACCAAUGCAAACUUCGCAAGACCAAGUGCAGUUUGUCUCAGCCAUGCGCAGCAUGCACGGCACUGGGGUUUGAAUGUACAUUUCUCAAUCCUCAAAAGAAGAGAGGCCCAGCGGGACACCGUCUAUCGCAAAUUCGAAAACAGCAGAACCAGGCAAGAAAUCUGGCUGGCGGAUCUAGUACUAACAGUAGUUCUGGCCCAUUACCUCGAACUCGGUCCACCCAUGGGACGGAUGUUUCUGAUUUCCAGCUAUCACCGGCAGCCACGAUGACAAACACAGAGGUCAUUCCUCAAAUGGAGCUGCCAAAUUUCCCGCAGCAAUUAGGCCAAUUGGACAAUACGCAAGUUGGAUUCAUGGCAAUGCCUGACGAAAGAGAUCGUACGGCGUGGACUGAAGACCCCGAUCUUGAAUCCUGGCUUCCAAAUAGCUUCACAUCGCAGGCUCCGUCAUUCGGCUUCUCUGGAAGUAAUAUAUUUGUCAGAACUGCGCUUCCUCCGGUCAUCGAUCCCAAAAUCAGCCAGUCCUCUGGCAACAUGCAGCCAGGAAACUCUCCAGAUAUUUCCAUGCCGGAAGUAACAUUGACCUCUUCUUCCUAUCCACAAGUUCCCAAUUUCUGGCCCUCUUAUAUCAGUGAGACGAAUCUCAUUCAUUGGAUUGACCUCUAUUUUGAUCGCUUGCACCCAACGUUACCCGUGCUAAACAGAUCUUCUCUGUUCAUCAAAAUACUACAACAAGAGCAUCGACAAAAUCCACAAUUCGGCGCUAUGAUCCUGUCUCUCUGCGCCUUUUCUCUAACGCAGCCUAUUGAUAUCAGCGAGCGACCAACUUCAUCGUCGAGAGCCGACCAAGCACGGAUGAUGAUGGAUGAAGCGACAAAGAUGCGCAGCUCAUCCGAUUUUGGUGAAAAUCCUACAUUGGAAGCCGUGUUAACUAGCUUUUUUCUUUUCGGAUGUUUGUUUGGGAGUAAUCAGCACAAUGCAGCGCGACUCCGUUUACGGGAGGCUGUAGACCUCGCUUCUACGUUGGGGUUGAAUGAUCCAAAUACGUAUGUAGAUUUUUCGGGCGAGGAGAAAGGACAGAGACUGCGGACGUAUCUGGUUUUGUCUGUCACGGAGAGAGCAUAUGCCCUGCAGCGACGACAUUCAAUCAGUUUCACUGGCAGGCCAGGAUAUGCCAUGCGACCGACAGACGACUUCCUCCACCAUGCUACUCAUAGCCUCAUAUCUGGAAUUGUUGUCCAUAAUGAGAAAGAUGCAGCCGGAAUGAUGGGUCUUGCUCUCCUGAUGGAAAUUUUCGACUCCAUUGACGAAGAAAUACUAACCUGUUGGAAUUCCCGCUGCGAUGCCAGCAAUGGGAAGUGCCAGAUACUCACUGAAGCCAAAGUCCUGAGCAUUUACCAUAAUCUCGCUCGGGUGAGUAACUCGAGUCGAUAUAACAGCAACGACUGGUUUGACCCAGAUCAUACAAAUUUGACAGAUCUAGAAGACAAUGCAACCAAGACAUUGGGGAGUUUUCUUACCGAGACGCAAUGUGCGGAUGUAUUAAUAUCUCAAAAAUGGGUGCAGGACCGACUGUGGAAUUUAUGUCUCAGCCAUGGUCUUCUUCUGCCAGAAUCGGAGCAUUUAGAGCUGCGGUUUUCGUAUGCAUUUCACAAUGCUGAGAGGACUCUUGAGCUAUGUAAAACAUUACGAAUUAGUGCCAUGGAAGCUCAUGGAAUUGGGAUUAUUGAGAAGUUGUACAAUAUUGCGAGCAGCGCUGUGAUGACACCAUACAAUACGGGAAAUACUGGAACCAACAUUAGAAUAUCUGACACACAGAUGCAACUUCUUGGAGGUCAUUAUUUGAAAUUGAUGGAAACUCUUCGUGGCGGCAGCCAUCCAUAUACAGAGCAAUACAGGGCGCAAUUGAGAUCCCUGUAACAAUGACGGAUGAGACUCGUUGAUACUGUCAUCUAUUUGUGCAGAGCGUUUUCUUAGAUGUACUCUACGCUUGGAUACAUGUAUA